UGCCCCCCAUGGAAGCUUUCCAGAGUCUUUCCAAAAUGGGUAAUGCUCCUGCCUGCUGUUUACUGGUUGGUUAACGGUGAUCAAAAACUUCCAAGCAAAACUUAUUAUACUCUCAAAUCGAAUUUGUAAAGCCUCCACUCGCGGUCACACAAGAAAGAUGAAAAAAUUAAAAAAAAAAUCCCGCAACGCUGCGUUUAGAGUGAAAACCAUCGAUCGAAGUUCAAAUGACCCGCCAGCUAUGCGGGCUUGUAACUGUAAAUAUGUCCUAAACAGAAAUUUGGUCCCCAUUUUCAGGUUUCAAAAAUCAAAACAAAAUUCUCCUCCAUCUCAAGUGGUUAAGUCGGUUAUACCCUUUCCCCCAAGUCCCCGCCAUCAGACCAUUACCUUACCCAUCUAUCGUUUCUCACUUUGCCUCUCUCCCGCCGGACAAUUACUGUUAAUCUGUCUAAAACUUCAUCUCAAAAGAUUUUAAAUUCCUUCACAUUUUAUAGGCCUUUAGGGUUUUUGGUCGCGAGAUUUAGCUUUAGUGACGAAGAUGCCAGUCAAUCUCACGCGCAACGCGAUUGCGUCGAUCAACACUGGCGAUGUGAACUCGAAGCCGUUGGUUCAGGUGGUGGAUAUCAAGCUGAUUGGCAAUUCUCAGGAGAGAUACCGGUUUCUACUAUCCGAUUCCGAGUCCUCUCAGCACGCGAUGCUCGCCACUCAGCUCAAUGAACAAGUCAGGACCGGACGAGUCAAGAAAGGAUCUAUCAUCCAGUUGAUCGACUAUGUUUGCAGCACUGUUCAGAAUCGUAGGAUUAUUGUCGUGCUGAAUAUGGAGACUAUAAUUCCAGAGUAUGAAAUAAUUGGGAAUCCAAAACUUCUUACGGAUUCUGAUUCAACAACUAACAAGUCAUUGCCUAAUCUCACGCGCAACGCGAUUGCGUCGAUCAACGCUGGCGAUGUGAACUCCAAGCCGUUGGUUCAGGUGGUGGAUAUCAAGCUGAUUGGCAAUUCUCAGGAGAGAUACCGGUUUCUACUAUCCGAUUCCGAGUCCUCUCAGCACGCGAUGCUCGCCACUCAGCUCAAUGAACAAGUCAGGACCGGACGAGUCAAGAAAGGAUCUAUCAUCCAGUUGAUCGACUACGUUUGCAGCACUGUUCAGAAUCGUAGGAUUAUUGUCGUGCUAAAUAUGGAGACUAUAAUUCCAGAGUAUGAAAUAAUUGGGAAUUCAAAACUUCUUACGGAUUCUGAUUCAACAACUAACAAGUCAUUGCCUAAUAGCAAUUCGCAGCCUUCAGUGAGGUCUAGCAAUUAUAAAUAUAGAGCCAAUGUUCCCACUAACAAUGUCCAGAGCUUUCGUCCCACUAUUCAACCCCCCUACCAGCCACCUCCAAAUUACAAAAUUCAGGGCCCAAUAAUGAAGAAUGAGGCACCAGCACGGAUUAUUCCUAUUGCUGCUUUGAAUCCUUACCAGGGUCGUUGGGCAAUCAAGGCUCGUGUGACUGCAAAAGGGGAUCUGCGUCGCUACAACAAUGCUAGGGGAGAUGGGAAGGUCUUCUCCUUUGACCUCCUUGACUCUGAUGGAGGAGAAAUACGGGUGACCUGCUUCAAUGCUGUUGUUGACCGCUUCUACGAUGUUAUUGAAGUUGGUAGAGUCUACUUAAUUUCAAAGGGUAGCUUGAAACCUGCACAAAAGAAUUUUAACCAUCUGAAGAAUGAGUGGGAGAUAUUCUUGGAAUCAAAUUCAACUGUGGAGCUUUGCCCUAAUGAAGAUGGCUCUAUUCCAAGACAACAGUUCUCCUUCAGACCUAUCAGUGAAAUUGAUAGUGCUGAAAACAAUUCUAUACUUGAUGUUAUUGGUAUCGUGAUAACUGUUAACCCUUCAGUUCCUAUUUUGAGGAAGAACGGUAUGGAAACUCAGAGAAGAAUUCUGAAUUUGAAGGAUGCAUCUGGAAAGAGUGUUGAGCUAACCCUUUGGGGUGAUUUCUGCAACAAGGAAGGUCAAAAGCUGCAAGAGAUGGUUGAUUCUGGGUUUUUCCCAGUUUUGGCUGUUAAAGCUGGCAAGGUCAGUGACUUCAAUGGAAAAUCCAUUGGCACUAUUUCUUCCACGCAGCUCUUUAUAAAUCCAGAUUGUCCAGAGGCUCAGGGCCUUAGAGACUGGUUUGAAAAAGGGGGGAGGAAUACUGCUUCUAUCUCUAUUUCUAAAGAAAAUUUGCCUGGAGGAUCCAAGAAUGAGAUACGUAAAACCUUGUCUCAGAUCAGGGAUGAAGGGCUUGGAAGAUCUGAUAAGCCAGAUUGGGUCACAGCAAGGGCGACUGUAGUUUUCAUUAAAACAGAUAAUUUCUGUUACACAGCUUGCCCAUUGAUGAUUGGAGAUAGACAAUGCAAUAAGAAAGUGGCACGGUCGGGUAACAAGAGAUGGCUGUGUGACCGUUGUAAUCAAGAAUUUGAGGAAUGUGAGUACAGAUACCUUCUCCAGGUUCAGAUUCAAGACCAUACAGGACUGACAUGGGUAACAGCUUUCCAGGAAUCUGGGGAAGAAAUCUUGGGAUGCUCAGCGAAGGAAUUGUACUCAUUGAAAUAUGAAUUGCAGGAUGAUACCAGAUUUGGUGAAAUUAUUUGCAGCAGACUCUUUAACCAAUAUGUAUUCAAGCUUAAAAUCAAAGAGGAACUCUAUGGCGAUGAACAGAGGGUGAAAAUCACUGUAGUUAAGGCUGAAAAGGUGAACUACUCUGCAGAAAGUAGAUACCUUCUAGACUUGAUUUCGAAGAAUUUGCAAAUUAGAAAAAAAUUUUGAACCAAAGUAAUGAUUUUAGGAGCUGGAACUUUGGUCCUAUGUAGUUGAUUAACAUUUCUUUGGCAUUAUUUGUUACACAAUUGUUGUUAGUGAUUCAAGUUUUGAAUAUGAAUUGAUCAAAUAUUGUAGGGAUCUUUGAAGAAAUGUAUAGUGGCUAUAAUUCUGCAUGUUCUUAAUCUGAGGUGUUGCAUUUUACUUUUUUUAAAAUAAAGCUUAAAUGACUUGAGCUAAUGAUAUUGCUUAUGGAGCAUAAUCAUUUCAGCAGUCGUAGUUUGAUGUAUUGAGCAUUAAAUCUAAACUGCCAUUGGCGGGUUUUGCCAUAGAAUGUUUUGUUAGAUUCCUGAUGAAGUAAUCUAAGAGAUUGGAACCUAAUGUAGAAGAUCCCUACACAUUGCUGCAUAAACUUCUGUUCGUUUCCAUAAUUUAGCUGCACGCAAUCUUUUAUUUGUGGUUUAUGAUCGCCUAUUAGUUUGAAAAUGGCAUGGCCAGUGAAUAUUGUUUGGGUCUGCUUUGCCUUCGUGGAGGUUGAU
Molecule: messenger RNA, 3309 nt
Organism: Theobroma cacao (cacao)
Lineage: Eukaryota; Viridiplantae; Streptophyta; Magnoliopsida; Malvales; Malvaceae
Source: RefSeq, a predicted model, not a curated record